GGCGGGGUCCCGUCCUCUGCAACUCUUGCUCCGAGGACCCCGCUCCAGAGACACAGCAGCGCUCCACCGCCCACACCCACAGCGCGCCAGCUCGCGUCUCCACCCGGACCUGUCCGCGCCACCGCAGCCGCCCAGCCCACCGCCACCCUCUGCAACCAUGUCCACCAGGUCCAUGUCCUCGUCCUCCUACCGCAGGAUGUUCGGUGGCCCCAGCACCUCCAGCCGGCCGAGCGCCAGCCGGAGCUACGUGACCACCUCCACCCGCACCUACAGCCUGGGCAGCUCGCUGCGCCCCAGCACCAGCCGGAGCCUCUACACCUCGUCCCCCGGCGGCGUGUACGCCACGCGCUCCUCUGCGGUGCGCCUGCGGAGCGGGGUGCCCGGCCUGCGGCUGCUGCAGGACUCGGUGGACUUCUCGCUGGCCGACGCCAUCAACACCGAGUUCAAGAACACCCGCACCAACGAGAAAGUGGAGCUGCAGGAGCUCAACGACCGCUUCGCCAACUACAUCGACAAGGUGCGCUUCCUGGAGCAGCAGAACAAGAUCCUGCUGGCCGAGCUCGAGCAGCUUAAGGGCCAGGGCAAGUCCCGUCUGGGGGACCUCUACGAGGAGGAGAUGCGGGAGCUGCGCAGGCAGGUGGACCAGCUGACCAACGACAAAGGCCGUGUCGAGGUGGAGCGCGACAACCUGGCCGAGGACAUCAUGAGGCUCCGGGAGAAGUUGCAGGAGGAAAUGCUUCAAAGGGAAGAUGCCGAGAGCACCCUGCAAUCUUUCAGACAGGAUGUUGACAAUGCUUCGCUGGCACGUCUUGACCUUGAACGUAAAGUGGAAUCCUUGCAGGAAGAGAUUGCCUUUUUGAAGAAACUACAUGAUGAAGAAAUCCAGGAGCUGCAGGCCCAGAUUCAGGAACAGCAUGUCCAGAUCGAUGUGGAUGUUUCCAAACCUGACCUCACUGCUGCUCUGCGUGAUGUGCGUCAGCAGUACGAAAGUGUGGCUGCCAAGAACCUUCAGGAGGCCGAGGAAUGGUACAAGUCGAAGUUUGCUGACCUCUCCGAGGCUGCUAACAGGAACAAUGAUGCCCUGCGCCAGGCAAAGCAAGAAUCAAAUGAGUAUCGGAGACAGGUGCAGUCCCUCACUUGUGAAGUGGAUGCGCUUAAAGGAACUAAUGAGUCUCUGGAACGCCAGAUGCGUGAAAUGGAAGAGAACUUUGCUGUCGAAGCUGCUAACUACCAAGACACUAUUGGCCGCCUGCAGGAUGAGAUUCAGAAUAUGAAGGAAGAAAUGGCUCGACAUCUUCGUGAAUACCAAGACCUGCUGAAUGUCAAGAUGGCUCUUGACAUCGAGAUUGCCACCUACAGGAAGUUGCUGGAAGGCGAGGAGAGCAGGAUUGCUCUGCCUCUUCCAAACUUUUCUUCCCUGAACCUGAGGGAAACCAAUCUGGAAUCCCUCCCUCUUGUUGACACCCACUCAAAGAGAACACUUCUGAUUAAGACGGUUGAAACUAGAGAUGGACAGGUUGGUAUCUUUAAAUCAGAACUGGAGUAAUUCCAGGCAGAUAUUGAACUUUUAAAUCAAUAAAUAUGCAUCUUAGUUAGAUACAACUAUCUAAUUUGGGACGUUUCAGAUUUACUCAUGCAUACUAAAAAGAGAAUAGUCCUCUUCUUCCAGUACUACACACAACCAACUAAUGAUUUGGUUUUUGGAAGUGAAGAUGAGAUACCAGUCUUCCUGCAGUCCAGAAUUAGUGCUUGUUCCCUGGUGUUUCAUUUGAAAAGGGAAUAUAAGUUACUUCCUACACUAGCUUCCUUCAGCUACCUCAAUGUCAGAAAUAUUUUGAUCCUAGAUAUAUGGCCUUCUCUGCUAACCACCACCUAGACAAUCCAAAGGCCUUUUUUGUAGCACAAGGUUGUGCCAUAUGAUCCAUGAAUUUCUUACUGUACCUCUAUACCAGGAAAGAAGUGCCCAAAAGUAGUUGUAAUUUUCAUCUCAUCUUCCCUUACACAUAAACUUAAAAUUUUAAUACCUUAAUUUCGAUCUUAUGGCAUCCUUCUUAAGGUUUUUUGGAGGAAUUUUCCCUUUUUAAAGUCAUAAUAUGCAUUUGACAUACAUAUGUGUCCACGCAGAGCAACAAAAUCUUCCCACUUUCCCAGUAAAUGACAU
This is a messenger RNA of Talpa occidentalis (Iberian mole), 2161 nucleotides long. RefSeq names its product vimentin (gene VIM). Gene Ontology annotation, cellular component: cytoplasm; axon; intermediate filament. The record is from RefSeq and is a predicted model, not a curated record. Gene Ontology annotation, molecular function: structural constituent of cytoskeleton. The coding region runs from base 158 to 1546 and encodes 462 amino acids. Lineage: Eukaryota; Metazoa; Chordata; Mammalia; Eulipotyphla; Talpidae. The transcript has 8 exons. Gene Ontology annotation, biological process: intermediate filament organization.